UCCCCUUCCCCCGCGAUGGGGCCCGGGCUCCUGCUGCGAGGGGCCGCCGCUCUGUGCGCCCGGGGGCUCCGCGCCGCAGCGGCCGGGAGGCUCUGCCCGCUGCUGCCCCGGCCGCCCGCCCGGCUCCUCCGCGCUGGGGGCUCCUGGCGGCUCCGCGCCGCGCUGGGGCCCCCGGGCCAGGGGAAGCCGCCCCGGAGCGUGGGGCGCGGGAGGGGGGCGGCGGCGGCGGCGCACCGCGAGGAGGAGGAGGAGGAGGAGGAGGAGGGUGAUGAAGAGGAGCUGGAGGAGCUGCUGGCCCCAGGGCCGCCUCCCGGAGCCCAGCGGCUGCUCGUGGUGCAUCCGGCCGUCAAGUGGGGAGCGAAAAAGCCCCAGCUCACCACAGCUGAAUUACAGAUCGCUGAAGCUGUUGCUCUAAUAAACACCCUUCAUAAUUGGACGGUUUUAGAUAAAAUAAUUAUGUCUACAAAAACUCCUGACAAGAAGUUUAUUUUUGGCAAAGGAAAUUUUCAGAUUCUGACAGAAAAGAUUAAAGGAUUACCACACAUAACGGCUGUCUUCUUGAAUAUAGAAAGGCUAUCUCCACUGACAAAGAAAGAACUGGAAGAUGCUUGGGGAGUGACGGUUUUUGACAGAUAUACAGUUGUCCUUCAUAUUUUUCGUUGCAAUGCUCAGACUAAGGAGGCAAAACUUCAGAUCGCAUUGGCUGAAAUCCCACUUCUCAGAACAAAUCUGAAAAAUGGGAUGUCUCAGUUAGAUCAGCAAAGAGGUGGAUCAAGAUACAUCAUGGGGUCAGGUGAGACUUUCAUGGAAAUGCAGUAUCGUCUCUUGAAAGAAAAAGAAUUUAAAAUUAGGAAUGCCCUGGAAAAGCUGAGAAGAAAGAGGUCUGUACUCAGAACUCAACGUAGAAGGCGUGAGUUUCCAGUUAUCUCAGUAAUGGGCUACACUAAUUGUGGGAAAACCACUUUGAUCAAGGCAUUGACUGGAGAUGAAGGACUGCAGCCUCAAGAUCGACUGUUUGCCACUCUUGAUAUUACAGCUCAUGCUGGCUAUCUACCCUCACACCUGGCAGUUAUUUAUGUUGACACUAUAGGGUUUCUCUCUGAAUUGCCUCAUGAUCUCAUUGAGUCCUUUUCAGCCACAUUAGAAGAUGUGGCUUACUCAGAUUUAAUAGUUCAUGUGAGGGAUAUUAGUCAUCCAGAAACUGUCCUCCAGAAAGCAAGUGUUUUGUCUGUUCUGAAGAAUCUUAAUCUUCCAAGCCAUUUACUGGAUUCAGUUGUAGAAGUUCAUAACAAAGUGGAUUUGAUAGAACGGUAUCAGUCCCCUGAAACAAAUGCUAUAGCUGUUUCUGCUCUUCUUGGAUAUGGAUUAGAAGAACUGAAAGGGGAGAUUGAGAGAACAGUUUUGAAAAUAACUGGGAAAAAUAUUCUGACAAUUAAAGUAAAUUUAGCUGGACCUCAACUAAGUUGGCUGUAUAAAGAAGCAACAGUUCAGGAAGUGGAUGUUAUGCCUGAAGAUGGCACAGCCAACGUGAAGGUGAUCAUAAGUAAUUCUGCUUUGGGCAAAUACAAAAAACUUUUCCCACAAUAACAAGUUAUUUAUUCUGUGCAAUAGUCUUUGGAAAAAGAACUAAUCAGCUGGCAGUAAGGCUUUUUGAAAUUAAGGUAAUAAUCUCUGUGUUCAUAUACAGUAGAGAUUGUGUCAAUCCUGCCCACUUAAGUUUUUUGGAAACCUGACAUGAGCUGAAGCUGGAGCUAUGUGCAGUAGUAUAAGUGCUUCCUAAAUGCCUCUUCAUGGAAAUACUACAGUCCUCCAGCCUCUUUCCAUUGACAAACACAUACCAAGGAAAGCACUAAUUUCAAACUAUGAAACAUUCAUCGGUACAUAUUGGAACUGCACACAACAACUGCUCUAAACUCUGGCCCUGGAGGUUUUCUGAACCACCGUGUGGUAACCAAAUUCAAUUUCAGCACAUUGCCAAGUUUAUUAAAUCAUAUAUGCUAAUUUUUAUGUAACAGGUUUAAGAAUAAAUAUUGUUUAUUA
Molecule: messenger RNA, 2040 nt
Organism: Dermochelys coriacea (leatherback sea turtle)
Lineage: Eukaryota; Metazoa; Chordata; Testudines; Dermochelyidae
Gene: GTPBP6
Product: GTP binding protein 6 (putative)
Exons: 10
Coding region: 16-1587 (523 amino acids)
Cellular component (GO): cytoplasm
Molecular function (GO): ribosome binding; GTP binding
Source: RefSeq, a predicted model, not a curated record